AACGGGCAGAGCGCACUCCUAGGCGGCUUCUCCAGAGCUCAGGCUGGAACUGGCGGGCGCCGCGAGUCCAGGGCACCCCCCAAGCUGAGUGAGCAGGACGCGCACCCACCACCACAGCCACCCCACGGCCGCUGAAUGAAGCUGCCAGGCGUCCGCCCCCGGCCCGCAGCGCCCCGCGGGAAGCGCGCCCGCUGAGACGCGGCCGGGGUGCCACAGCCAGUGCGCUCACCUGCCAGCCUGCGAGCCAUGGGGCAACCCGGGAACGACAGCGACUUCUUGCUGGCGCCCAAUGGAAGCCAAGCGCCGGGCCACGACAUCACUCAGGAACGGGACGAGGCGUGGGUGGUGGGCAUGGCCAUGGUCAUGUCGCUUAUUGUCCUGGCCACCGUGUUUGGCAACGUGCUGGUCAUCACAGCCGUUGCCAAGUUCGAGCGACUGCAGACGGUCACCAACUACUUCAUCACCUCCCUGGCUUGUGCAGACCUACUCAUGGGGCUAGCGGUGGUGCCGUUUGGGGCCAGCCACAUCCUUAUGAAAAUGUGGACUUUUGGCAACUUCUGGUGUGAAUUUUGGACUGCCAUCGAUGUGUUGUGCGUCACCGCCAGCAUCGAGACCCUGUGUGUGAUCGCGGUGGAUCGCUACUUUGCAAUCACGUCACCCUUCAAGUACCAGAGCCUGCUGACCAAGAAUAAGGCCCGAGUGGUUAUUUUCAUGGUGUGGAUUGUGUCAUGUCUUACCUCCUUCUUGCCCAUCCAGAUGCACUGGUACCGGGCCACCCACCAGGAUGCCAUCAACUGCUAUGCCAACGAGACCUGCUGUGACUUCUUCACGAACCAAGCCUAUGCCAUCGCUUCCUCCAUCGUGUCCUUCUACGUGCCACUGGUGAUCAUGGUCUUUGUCUACUCCAGGGUGUUCCAGGUGGCCAAAAGGCAGCUCCAGAAGAUUGACAAAUCUGAGGGCCGGUUCCACGCCCAAAACCUCAGCCAGGUGGAGCAGGACCGGCGGAGCGGGCAUGGACUUCGCAGAUCCUCUAAGUUCUGCUUGAAAGAGCAUAAAGCCCUCAAAACAUUAGGCAUCAUCAUGGGGAUUUUCACCCUGUGCUGGCUGCCUUUCUUCAUUGUCAAUGUUGUGCAUGCCAUUCAGGAUAACCUCAUCCCUAAGGAAGUUUACAUCCUCCUCAACUGGCUGGGCUACAUCAAUUCUGCUUUCAACCCUCUUAUCUAUUGCCGGAGCCCAGAUUUCAGAAUUGCCUUCCAGGAGCUUCUGUGCCUACGCAGGUCAUCUUCCAAGGCCUACGGAAACGGCUACUCCAGCAACAGCAAUGGCAAAACGGACUAUACAGGGGAACAGAGUGGAUGUCACCUGGGGCAGGAGAAAGAAAGCGAACUGCUGUGUGAGGACCCCCCAGGCAUGGAAGGCUUUGUGAACUGUCAAGGUACUGUGCCUAGUGAUAGCAUUGAUUCUCAAGGGAGGAAUUGUAGUACAAAUGACUCACUGCUGUAAUGCAGGUUUUCUACUUUUUAAGAUUCCCCUCCCCAACAGAACACUAACCAGUCUAUUUAAGUUGAGUGUAAUAAAUUUAGAAUAAAAUUGUACAGAGAUUUGCAAGAGAAGGGCAUCCUUCUGCCUUUUUUAUUUUUGUAAGCUGUAAAAAAGAGAAAAUGUUAUUUGAGUGGUUUUUUGUUUCUUGUACAGUGCAGUUACUCUUUGCAGGAAACUUAGGUUUAUGUCUAAAGGGUGUUAGUCCUGGAGAACCUGGGUCUGUAUGUUUUGAUGACUUUUCCAUGUAUCUACCUCAUUGGUCAAGUAUUAGGGGUAAUAUAUGCUGCUGGUCAUUUGUAUCUGAAGAUUUUCUUUCCUGCACCCUUGGACUUGAAAAUCCUGAGUGUCUCGGACUUUUGUCAGCUGUGAACAUGGACUCUCCCCCACUCCUCUUAUUUGCUCAAAUGGAAUGUUAUAGGCAGGGAUUCGAGGGACAGCUUCAGUUGUUUUUCUGAGCAAAGUCUAAAGUUUACAGUAAAUAAAUUGUUUGACCGUGACUUCAUUGCA
Castor canadensis (American beaver) is the source of this 2049-nucleotide messenger RNA. RefSeq names its product adrenoceptor beta 2 (gene Adrb2). Gene Ontology annotation, cellular component: plasma membrane. Gene Ontology annotation, biological process: positive regulation of MAPK cascade; regulation of smooth muscle contraction; adenylate cyclase-activating adrenergic receptor signaling pathway. The record is from RefSeq and is a predicted model, not a curated record. Gene Ontology annotation, molecular function: beta2-adrenergic receptor activity; norepinephrine binding. NCBI's taxonomy places the organism in Eukaryota, Metazoa, Chordata, Mammalia, Rodentia, Castoridae.